CAUCCUAAGAGUUUCACUCUUUUAGCUUAUGAUUUUGAUUUCUGCUAAAAUGUCCUGAGAAGGAUAUGUCAUUCGUCUCUUCCGCUGAUCUUACUUCAUGUAAAUAAGGUGGUUUUUUUUUUUGUAAAAGUCCCUUUGUUUAGAGUAGUUUUUAAUGAAGAGUGUAAUGAUUGUGCUUCGGAGUUGGAGGAGAAGGUAGGUGGGGAAUGGAGAAGUGUGAGGACCCAGAGGGCAAUGACUGAGUAGGAGGAAAUACUUCAGAGGACCAAUGGGAAAAAAACGGAGGUUAUUUCCAAAAGCAUCCUUGCUGCAGGCCCCUCCAACAAACUUCCAUAACCAGAAUAACUCAGUGCUACUGCCAUGUCUACCUCAUCGGAUAGCACCACCAUGGGAACCGGACCACCUUCCCAGAACUGAGAGUAUGAUCAGCCUCAAAGACCAGCCCGGCUCCAUCUAAUUAGCACUUCGUUCCUCUCACAGUACUAUACCUAUGCCUGCAUCCUUACUUUGGCAUAGGUGUCAAGCCACAAAUACUGGGCAGUUGCCUUAUCUAAAACACCAAGGAAUGAUGAGCUCAUUUCUACCUAAGAAAUACCAUGCCAAUGCCUUUGGGUUAACCUUACCUUCCCUUGACUUUAGGACAAAAGUAACUGUUGAACACCUAACAACCUCUAAGCAGUUUGUUAUGCCUCCUCUUGUGCCCGUCCACCAAUUAAAGACUUCAGUAAAACUCAAGAACCAUCAGGGGGCUACUUCAGGCACUGACCCACUCCCAAAGAUCUCACCAGGUCAUGACUAUCAGAGUAAGCAGAGGUUACCGUGCCUCAAACAUCAGCCCCAACCUCUGGCAUCCUCCAACCAUCGGGUUACAGCAGCUCCACCAUCCACAAAACGGAAGAGAUCCAAGACUAUGAAUGAACCCUCAGUGCCUCCUCACUCCCAGACCAGUUCCUCAUCAGUGCCAACAAGCAAGAGUCACAUAGCAGAAGUUCAUCGGAGUUGUAGACGCCAGCUCAAGAUUGCAACGGACCUGUUAGGAGGAUUUGACCUCUGGCCCAAGGAUGUUGUCAUAAAGCCACCUAGUCCUGAAGACCAUUCCAACACCACAGAUUCAGAAAAAACAUCAGACCAACCCUACCCUGAAAUACCCCCAAAACCUGUCCCAUUUUUAAAAUUCCUGAGUUCAAAGAAAGAACGACCUAUUCUCAGAACCUCGGAAACAAUUAUACUUUCUCUAAUCUUUAACAAUAAGUCCAGAGACAAGCCUGCACCUUCAUCAUUUGCCAAAUUUAUCAGUAGAGGCACAAACACAAAUGUACCAUGGCCUCAAAAUAAGAAUACAUCACCAGGUCCCAACCACCAGACCAGGCUAAAUGCUAGACCAUCACCAGAUUGGCCCUGGGCCAGAACAACAUCUGUUCCUUUUCUCCCUCCGAAAAUCUGGGAGACCUCCAUGCCCCAGACCACAGUUACAUGGCCUGACCACAUAGCUGAGGCUUCCCCAGGCCCUGAUUACAAGGUGAAAGACACAUUUGGGCCAUCACUACAUCCUGUCCGCCCAGUUAUAAUACCUUUACCAGGACGUAAUCAGAGUGGUGAGAUUCCACCAGGUAUAAAUGAUCAGGCCACAGAUCCUUGGGGACUGUAUUAUUGGUUUGAGGUUUCCAGGGGCCAAGGACAUCAAGAUUCAAGCUCAAUGAACCAGAGCAGUAAGCCUGAGGCAUCUGCCUCUAAAACACCAGUUGUAACAGUACCUCCCCUUAACAGAGUCCACACCUAGUCCUAGGUUGUUUGAUAAGCCCUCAUUAAUAGCUAGUGAUCAUAGGUCCAGGGAUCCAUUUGGUCUUGACCAGCAUAUUAAGGAUCCAAUAUAUCCUUAUAACUGGCUCCCCCUAUCAAUCUUCUCUGAACAACCAGCUGAGUCUAUUAUUGGUCUAGACUUCCAGGCAUUGUUGGAACUGGACAAUCAAUGAACACAUAAACUAAAACCUGAUUCUCAGGUCCUAUCUCAACCCAAGCCAAAUGACCAGGCCAUUUCUCCACCCGUCCUGAACAACCAGUCUGAGCCUGCCCCAGAUGACAAGGCCCGGGUCACACUUCCUUCUGACUCCGACCUUUGGGGUAAGAUGUCAUUGAGGCCAGAUGACCAGGUCUCACAUCUGCCUACCACUAACAAACUGGCUGAGGUUGAAUCAAAGUCCACCACCACCCAGGAUUUACCACCCAUAGAUUUGGAAGAGCCAAUUAUACAGACUUCACUUCUAUUCAACCCCAAAGAGAGUAUUACUCCUUCAUCUGCUCCCAGUAACCAAAAGGAUACUCCAACAGGCAAUGGCUUCCACCAGGCAAAGGAGGCAUUGACCUUUGACUAUGAAGAUGAGGCUCAGUCUGGGCUCCAAUAUCAGAACUCGGCUGUACAGAACAAAGAAAUCCCAUGGCAUCUGAAGUACAUCAAACCACACACCAUUGAGGGAGGCACAUUGUCUGCUGAAACUGUAAAUGCCAUCAUUGGUUCUAUCCCUGAGAAGAAAAUAAAAAGUGAUAUGUGUAAGCAGAUUCUCUUGCGGCGUAUGAAGGAAAGUCCCCCUAAGAGACCUGGUCAACGUAUGUCAUUAAGAUAUACAGUCUGCUUAGAAUGUGCCUCCUGGAUCCCAAAUGGCUGUCCUCACGUUGAGGUAAUGAACCAUCUUUAUGAAACAGAGUUGUUGGCCAUACCUAUGCCUCUGCCAGGUUCUGAAGAGAUGGGUGUGAAAUCUGUCCUACGAGUGCCCCAGAAAAAACCCUUCUUCUUUUUCAGUAUGUUAUUCCCUGAGUAUGAGAUGUGUUGGCCAUCACAUAGUUCAUCAGACUUACCAUCAUCCUCAGACACUGAGCCCUAUGGAUGCCCCAAAGUCACCCGGAUUCACCCUUCAUCCUCAUGCUUAGAGACUGAGCCCUGUGGAUGCUCCAAAGUUACCUUAUUUGACUUGAUUCUUGGCCAAGAUUGGCAGCCAUCAGAGAAAAAAUCACCUAGACUUCAACUGGCAGACAUAGAUGAGAUGCUCAUAGAAAGUGAAGA
Molecule: messenger RNA, 3058 nt
Organism: Phascolarctos cinereus (koala)
Lineage: Eukaryota; Metazoa; Chordata; Mammalia; Diprotodontia; Phascolarctidae
Source: RefSeq, a predicted model, not a curated record